This is a messenger RNA of Ooceraea biroi (clonal raider ant), 6644 nucleotides long. Its product is annotated as toll-like receptor Tollo. NCBI's taxonomy places the organism in Eukaryota, Metazoa, Arthropoda, Insecta, Hymenoptera, Formicidae. Gene Ontology annotation, molecular function: protein binding. The record is from RefSeq and is a predicted model, not a curated record. Gene Ontology annotation, biological process: signal transduction.
GGGGUAUAUACCACGAGCGUCGAUAGAACGCCAACUCUGUCGUGGAGUCAGUUGUGCUCCGACCGCCGCGGUGGCACGUCAUCGUCCCCGGGUCGUCGUCGCAGUCGUUGUCCCCCGGGUCGCACGUAUAUUAUCGUCAGUGUAGUAUUUCCGGCCGCGUCCGUCGGUGGUAGCGGUGAUCGCUUCGCGCCGCUCAUUGAGGAAUGAGCGAUCGGUGCGAUUUACGCGAGCGGACGACGGGGUCAAGGGUCGUCGCGUCGGUGUCGAUGUGAGCCGCGUUCGCCGACGGCGACGGGAAUACAGGAAGGUUGACCGGUACGAUCGGCGCGUUGCCGCUUCCUCCUUAGCUCGUGGCGUGGCGUGGAAACGGAGUGCGAUAGAGUUGAAAACAGAGUGCCGUGGCUAUGAGUGCGUGACGGUACGACGAUACGUUCCCUCGAGCACCCGCGCGAGUACCUUCACAGGAGCGCGACUAUGGGAAUGACGUCCGGGACGGAGACGCGUCGUCGUGCGAUGUCGUGGCCACGUGCGGCGACCUGGUCGGCGAUCGUCGUCCUGUGCCUCCUGCUGGAUCCUUCGCGUUUGGUGCACGGGCGCAGCAUCACGAGCCUCGAGGCACCGAGCGGCUGCGAGUGGAGGAACGACGACGACGGGGAGAAGAGUCUCGCCUGCAGAGUCAGAACAAUCGCGAGCGUGCCCGGCCUGAUCGGCAAUCUCUCGGCGAUCCAAGCGGAUUCCAUAGCGUCGCUGGGAUUAGAGUGCAGCGACGUGCUGUUCUUCGACAGCCAGCUCGACGGCCCGCACAGCUUCCUCUCGCCGUUGCCGCGUCUCGUGAAGCUGCGCAUCGAUCAUUGCAAGAUCCGAUACCUGCCGGGCGGUGCGUUUGCUCCGGUGCACAAUCUCCGCAGCCUGUCCUUGCGGACGCACAACCGCGAUUGGUCGACUAUGAUACUGGAGCUCCAUCGCGACGCACUGCGCGGCCUGACGGAUCUGCAACAUCUCGAUCUCGCCGAUAAUAAUCUCUGGACGUUGCCGCCGGAGCUGCUCUGCCCAGUACAGGGUCUCACGAGCUUGAAUCUAACGCGCAACAAGUUACAGGACAUCGUGGCCCUCAGCUUUUCCGACUGGGCCGAGUCCUGCACGCCGAAUCUCGAGACCCUGGACAUCAGUAAUAACGACCUCAGUGCCUUGCCCGACCGCGCUCUCAGUAGCCUGCGUAGUUUGAGCGUGCUGAAGGUACAGGAGAACGUGAUCGCCGCGGUUGGCGAUCACGCCUUGGCCGGUCUCACGUCUCUGCGGGUGCUCAACGUGUCUAGCAAUAGACUGGUCGCACUGCCACCCGAACUGUUCUCCAAAACGAAAGAACUGCGAGAACUGAUAUUAAGCAACAAUUCGCUCACCGUUCUGGCGCCUGGGCUGCUAGAUAGUCUCGAAGAGCUUCAGGUGCUGGAUCUCAGCGGUAACGAGCUGACGAGCCCGUGGGUGAAUCGAGACACCUUCUCGCGGCUAGUACGCCUUGUCAUUCUCGAUCUAUCCUCCAACGCCCUAACGAAGAUCGACGCGCACGUUUUCAAGGGCCUGUACAGCCUGCAAAUACUGAAACUCGAGCAUAACAACAUCGAUAUGCUGGUCGAUGGUUGUUUCGCCUCGCUCAUCAAUCUACAUUCUUUAACGCUGUCGCACAACAAGAUCGUCAGAUUCGAUCCGGCGCACACGGCCGGCCUUGGCGCGCUCGGGCAGCUCUUCCUGGACAGCAACAGGCUGCGCGUCAUGCACAGGCAUGUGUUCGCCAACCUCACGGACCUCCAGGAUCUCUCCCUGAGCGGAAACGCACUGACGGAAGUUCCUUACGCGGUUCGCGUGCUAAGAUCGCUCAAGACCCUCGACCUGGGCAACAACCACGUGUCGAGAAUCGACAAUGAAUCGUUCGCCGGCCUGAACGAGCUCUACGGAUUGCGGCUGGUGGACAACAAGCUGGAGAACGUGUCGCGCGAGGCGUUCGCGUCGCUGCCGGCGCUACAAGUGCUCAAUCUGGCAAACAAUUUCAUCCGUCACGUGGAGCAGAGCGCGUUCGCGGCCAAUCCGGUGUUACGGGCGAUAAGGCUAGAUGGGAAUCAAUUGACGGAGAUCCGGGGCGCCUUUACAAGCCUCUCGACCCUCGUCUGGCUGAACGUGUCCGAUAACAAGCUGCUGUGGUUCGACUACAGCCAUCUGCCGUCCAGCAUAGAAUGGCUGGACAUCCACGCCAAUCAAAUUAGCGAGCUGGGCAAUUACUACAUGGUGCGUAAUAACCUGCGGAUCAAGAUGCUCGACGCCAGCUACAACCUCAUCACCGAGAUCACAGACGCCAACGUGCCGGACAGCGUAGAGACGCUGUUCCUCAACAACAACAAGAUACGCACCGUGGCGGCCGGUACGUUCCAGCAGAAGACGAAUUUGGCGAAGGUUGUGCUGUACGGCAACGAGAUUAGAAAUCUGGAGGUCGGUGCCUUCAGUCUGCAAACGGUGCCGGAAGACAAAGAGCUUCCGGUAUUUUACAUCGGUGACAAUCCCAUUCUCUGCGACUGCACCAUGGAGUGGUUGCCGCGCAUCAACGAAAUGGCACGUCUGCGUCAGCAUCCGCGCGUCAUGGACCUCAACGCCGUCAUGUGCGAGAUGGUGCACGUUCGUGCCACGCCACGACGCCCGCUGCUGUCCCUGAAGUCGAAGGACUUUCUCUGCCGAUACGACGCGCACUGCUUUGCCCUCUGCCACUGCUGCGACUUCGACGCGUGCGAUUGCGAAAUGACUUGCCCGGACAACUGCUCGUGCUACCACGAUCACAGCUGGUCCAGCAACGUCGUCGACUGCUCCAACGCCGGCUACAAGCACGUACCCGAGCGGAUACCCAUGGACGCCACGGAGAUUUACCUGGACGGUAACGAGCUGGGCGAUCUGGGCAGUCAUGUCUUCAUCGGCAAGCGCCGUUUGGAGGUGCUGUUCCUCAACAACAGCGGCAUCGCCACGAUACACAAUCGCACGUUUAACGGCGUCGGCGCUUUGCGCGUUCUCCAUCUCGAGGAUAAUGCUUUGCGUGAACUGCGGGGCUUCGAGUUCGAGCAGCUGGAACGCAUGUCGGAAUUGUAUCUGGAUCACAACGCUAUCGCCACCGUGGGAAACACGACGUUCAAGAAGAUGCACAAUCUCAAGGUGCUGCGGUUGGACAGCAACCGCAUCAUCGACUUCCGGCCAUGGGAGGCCCUGCCGAGCGUCGGGGAUGGCACCAAAGUCGCGUUGGAGGGCAACGCCUGGAGCUGCGAGUGCGCGAACGCUGCCAGACUGCGCGCCUGGCUCGCGGAACAUCGCGGUGAUCCGGAGAAGAUGUACUGCCGCGAUGGCAUCGAGACGCUGGCCCAAGCUAUGGAGCGAUGCGGCGACCCGUCCAAGGAAGCUGUGAGCCGCGGGAUACAGGAAAUUCCGUUGCUAGGCGGUAACUUCGUGCCUCUGCUCGCCGGCGCGCUGGUAGCCGUGAUCGCAAUCUGCCUUUUCGUCGCUCUGGCUUUCGCCUUCCGUCAAGACGUGCGUCUGUGGGCCCACGCGCGUUACGGGCUGCGCCUCGGCAAAAUGGCGGCGCCGCCUGACGAGGAACGGGACCGGCUGUACGACGGCUACGUAGUUUACAGCGAGCGCGACGAAGACUUCGUCUCCAGAUUCCUCGCGGCCGAGCUGGAACAAGCCGGCUUGGCUCUUUGUCUUCAUUGGCGCGAUUUGCCGCCAGCCAGGCCCCAGGAAGCCCUGCCACCGGCCGCGGCAGCCGCGCGGCGUAUCAUCAUCAUCUUCUCACCGGUAUUCCUGGCGAACGAGUGGCAGCACGUGGAAUUUCGCGCCGCUCUGCGCACCGCGCUGGAGAACAUCAGGCCGACCUCGCGGAAGCGUCGCGUGGUCGUGCUCUUAGCCACCGAGACGUCCACCCGCGACCCGGAGCUGCAGCUGCUCCUGCAAACGUGCACGGUGGUGAUCUGGGGCGAAAAGAGGUUCUGGGAGAAGCUCAGAUUCGCCAUGCCGGAUUCGGUCGACAAGCGGCGCGACAGCAAGAAGGUCAACGACCGCAACCGCACGCCGACGCGGUACACCGCGGCGCCGUCCGCCGCCGUGGACGUGUGGACCAAGCCUAAUGGCGUUUUGGUCGCACCGGUGCACCACGCGCCCACGCCCACGCCCACGCAGUCCACCUACGUCAGCUCGGCAUCGAGCCGGACCGAGGACGAGGACAGCGGCGCGGAGCACCAGCAUCAUCAGCAUCAGCAUCAGCACCACCCGCACCAGCAUGGCUACAGCGCGCUGCACGCCGGUAACGGCCGGCCGGCCAGUCUGUCCUCCAGGGGCAGUCAUCUCUACAGCACCAUACCGGAACCGCCGGUGGUGCCCACCGCGCCAUCCGGGGAGGCCCUCGCCGUCGCGCAUCCAGGCAAUCCGCGUACUUACUUCGUCUAGCGCAGAAGGGCGGCGAUCGUGCUCCGAUCCGGCAGGAGAUAGACCGAUCCCUCUCUUCCGGUUGUCUCGCUUCCGGUAGCCAACUGGAGCGCGAUCGCCCGGCCGUAUCGCGACGUAUUUCUCGUUAAGAGAAAAAUAGAAAGAGAGAAAAAGAGAGGAAGAGAGAAGUUGAGAAAAAUUGAGACGUAAAAACUUUUCGCUUCAGGACGACGUGGCUAUACUUGUACAGUAUUUCCAUUAUUCGCGAUGUAUCGACCACCACCCCGACUGAGGCGCUCAGCUCUUCCACUUGGGGUCGAUCGCCCCGUGAACCAUCCGGCAUUCACGCGUUCCCGCGCCGGGAACGGGUGAUCUGGACGCGACACGCCGCGCAUAGUAUUAUAUAUACGUACGAAAUCGAUUCGAUGCCUUGCGCUUAUUAUCAAUGUACGACGAUAGAGAUCUAACAGACGGGCUUGACCUUUCUUUUCCGAAGCUGGGAGACGCGAAACGAUCGUCGCUCUACUACGUUCCUUUUUCUCGGUGUCUCCUCGCUCGCAUCGUUCACGCGAACGAUCUUCCAAAUCACGACCAAAUACAUACUUAUCGUUUCGUACCCGCGAAAUGUGAGUUCCGUGGGGACUGCUCUCCCCUCGUUUAGAUUCUGUAAAUAACUACGGCGGGUAUUCGGCAAGAAACUAGAUUCGAAAUUUUCGCGCUUUAAUUUAGCCAGCGAAACUCGGUGUAAGACGUAAAUUGAAAGAUAAUCGAUAUUAAUUUACUUGUGUGUAUAUAUACAUGUGUAUCCCGCGUUCUUUAAUUUUAUGCGAAUCUCUUUGACGGUUAAUUUAUUCGCCACGCGAAAUCACGAUGUACCAUCAAAGUCGGGUAAGAGGAUUGCGAUCAAAACAAUUUUGCCAGUUGUUUCAUUGCGAUCGAUAGAUAUAUCUAAUUUAAGUGUUUUGUCAUCUGAUCCCUUCGCAAACCAGUCCUUUGAUUUAGAAUCGUGCUGCUUUGAUUUGCAUUAAUUGACAUAACUAUCAGUGAAUUUAUCAAUGUGAUUAUUUGUGGGUUGUAUGUAAGCCAUAAAUGCAGAAUAAUGGUGAUGAUACCUAACUAUACUACAGUAACUAAUACUACGCACAACGCAAUCAGUUUGCGAACAGUAAUUAAAUCAUAUCGACAAUUUUUGUUUCCAAUAUUCUUCGCACUGGGAAGCAUACGCGAAACAAUCGCACUGACGUUACAAACAGUAAAAGAAAGAGGAAGGUGUCCUUUUUCUUUGUAUAGAUAUUUAUUUUAAAUACGCUUGGACAGAUGCAUUUAUUUUACAUUUUAUACACGUGAUACUUUAUUAGCGAUAUAACUGCAUUAUGUGUUUGACAACUUAAUUGCAAGUAUUUAUGUCUUUUCUCGCAAUGCUCGAAUAACGUUGCGCGAGAAAAAAGUAAAGUGAUAUAUAACUAUAUUUAUAUAUGAAUAUUGUGCUACAUCGAUUUUGCAGUUUUUUCAUUUAACUUUAAUAGUCAUUCGAAAUAACGAGGAAGCAUUUUCAUUUAGUAGAUUCCGAAUUAAACGCGCAUAACAGUUUGUUAAAUACGCGAUAAAUUUCAACGAAACGUCUGAAAUGAAUAUGAAACGAAUAUAUUCUUUCUUCCGUAUUAGAAUUCACAGAGUUUUGCUAAAAGUUCCUCGCGCACUGACUCCUCUUUGGGACCCGAGGCGCGUCUCUCUUUGCCAUUCCUGUCGUUUGUUCGUUAAUCGCUCGUGAUGAAGAAGGUAAUGAGUCAUCAAGCGUGUUAAAUGACAGAAAGAAAAGACAGACGUCUCGCGAGAGCUUGUUCCUAAAGAUUCACGACUGUCUUGAUGAAGUAACGGUCGCAUAACGCUUAUUAGUCCGUAAGUGAAACUCUCUGUAAAUAUUGUAUCUAAUUUUGUAAAUACUCACGCACACAUUUCCAAGCACGCCGAAGCCAGCACCGCGUACGUGCUGUUACUGGUCGUGGAUACGUCUUAAUUAUAAUCGCGCGUUUAGGAGUGUAACUCUAAUUGUACUGUAUUAUUGUAAAUACGCUCAUCGAAUCAACGCAUUAUAUAUUCACAGUCUGUUAAAGUCGUAUUAAAUUAAUUGCCACUUUCCAUUUCAGCAAAGAACCAUGAAAAUAAACACGUUUGUUUUAUAAAAAAUGAAA